Molecule: messenger RNA, 5517 nt
Organism: Ceratina calcarata
Lineage: Eukaryota; Metazoa; Arthropoda; Insecta; Hymenoptera; Apidae
Product: large neutral amino acids transporter small subunit 1
Exons: 12
Coding region: 375-1868 (497 amino acids)
Biological process (GO): amino acid transmembrane transport
Cellular component (GO): membrane
Molecular function (GO): L-amino acid transmembrane transporter activity
Source: RefSeq, a predicted model, not a curated record
GGUUGCGCUACGAAUUCAUGAAAGCUGACUAAUAAAACCGGGAUGAAUCGGAGAAGAAAAUUGGAUGGGAAACUCUGUCGAUAAGUCAACUCCCUCGGACACUGAUAUAAGUAUACUUUGCUCCGAUUACGCGUCGCGACCGCCUAUGGAUGCAAUUACACCUCAUCCCGCGUACUAAACACGUGAAAGGAUCGUAACCGUUCUCUUUCUACGCGAUAUUUUCCUCCGCUAUGUCUUCGCGUCCGCGGCACCGUUUUGCUGUUUGUGUUUGCUCGCGCUUUGGCGACGAUUUAUGCUGAUCUUGGUGCCUUUGAUAUUGGUGCCUUGUGUAAACAACGGUUUGCUCGACGUCCAAUAAGCAAGGAUCAAGAGAAAUGGUGGGAUACGGAACUUUCGGGAGGAUGUCGAAGUCGGGGAGCAUCAAGGAUGGCGAGAAGGGGCCGUACGACCCGGUUCCGACCGCCGACAAAGGCAACGAGGAGAUCAAGCUCGAGGCGAAGAUGUCCCUCUUGAACGGCAUCACCGUGAUCGUGGGAUCCAUUAUUGGAUCUGGCAUAUUCGUUAGCCCGACCGGCGUGCUCAAGAACACGGGGAGCGUGAACGCGAGUCUUCUGGUGUGGACAGCUUCCGGCAUCUUCUCCACGGUAGGCGCGUACUGUUACGCGGAGCUCGGUUGCAUGAUCAGAAAGUCAGGCGCCGAUUACGCGUACAUCAUGGAGACCUUCGGACCUUUCCUGGCGUUCAUCAGGCUCUGGGUUGAGUGUAUGAUAGUGCGGCCUUGCAGCCAAGCCAUCGUGGCCUUGACUUUCAGCGUUUACGUGCUGAAGCCGCUGUUCCCGGACUGCACACCCCCGGACGACGCCACGAGGAUACUCGCGGCAUGCUGUAUAUGUAUCCUGGCGUUCAUUAAUUGCUGGGACGUGAAAUGGGCGACGAGAGUGCAGGACAUCUUCACGUACGCGAAGCUGCUGGCCCUCUUCAUUAUCAUUUUCACCGGGGCUUAUCAACUAUUCACUGGGCACACGGAGCAUUUCACGUUCGAAAACACGAACACAGAAGUGACGUCGAUAGCACUCAGCUUUUAUUCGGGACUGUUCGCUUACAACGGUUGGAACUACUUGAAUUUCAUCAUCGAGGAACUGAAGGACCCUGUCAAAAAUUUGCCGAAAGCCAUUGGGAUCUCAUGCAUCCUUGUUACUCUUGUCUACGUUUUCGCAAAUGUGGCAUUUUACACGACGUUGAGUCCGGUGGAGGUUCUCGGGAGCGAAGCUGUCGCGGUGACAUUCGCGAAUCGUCUGUUCGGUAUGUUCGCGUGGGUAAUACCCGUGUUCGUGGCCCUGUCGACGUUUGGCGCCGUCAACGGAAUUCUUCUGACGUCCUCGAGGCUGUUUUACGCCGGCGCCUGCGAGGGCCAGAUGCCUGAGAUACUGACAAUGAUUCAAAUUUCGAGGCUCACCCCUACGCCGGCCGUCCUCUGCAUGGCUCUGUUAUCCAUGGUGUACCUCUGCUCUUCCGAUAUCUUCGCUCUCAUCAAUUACGUUGGCUUCGCUACUUGGUUGAGCAUAGGCGUAUCUGUUCUCUGCUUACCGUGGCUCAGAUGGACGCAACCGAACUUGCUCAGGCCGAUUAGAGUGAACCUUUUCUUCCCUGUAAUUUACAUUCUCGCCACCCUCUUCGUAACGAUCGUGCCUAUGUACGCUAGUCCCGUGGAAACAGGGUACGGUUGCUUGAUGAUCCUCUCGUCUAUACCGGUGUACUUCGUAUUCGUCGUGUGGAAAAAUAAGCCGAAGUUCUUUCAAAAAGGAGUCGGCGCCGUUACCAAAACAUUGCAGAAGAUGAUGGUAGUCGUCGGACCAAAGACUAAGUAAGCGUCACGAAGUUCCUGCAGAAGAUAAUACUGGCCGUUGGCAAGUCGAAACCCGCUCAGGUUUAAACCACACUCUGAAUGGUUCUUAGUCUUCGCAACGAUGACUUCCAGCCACGAAAGAAUCAGAUGUAUAUUAUUAAGACACUCGGAAAACGUUUAAGGAAUACGCGAUGAAUUCGAUUUCGAGUAGUAAUAAUAUUCGUCGUUUACGAGAAGGUGAAAGACGUCCUGAUCAGAGGCAGCCAUAUCGAAUUAGGACGCCUGCCAGUAAAUAGUUAGCUGAUUCUGCUAUUCAAAUGUCAUCCUUGUUAAAAUUUUCGCGGCAAUCGAUCAUCGGCUCCAGCGAAGAUAAUGACCACAAGAAAAAGAAUGUAUUUUAACAUAAAAAAAAACGCAAAUCUUCGCUGGACACGUGAAUGCAUUCAAAUCUCUCUGAUAACUUGACAGAGACAUUUUAUUGUUACUAUAUCCGUUUUAUCGCAUAUCGCAUCAACUCCAUUCUCGUGAUUCGACCCUUCGUUUCGAGCAUUUCGAUGUUAACUUUCGACUAGAAAUAGAUAUUUUAAUUUAUAGAAUGUUUCUAGCUUAUUUAUUAACACGGCGUUUGACUUAAAACAAUUCACGUUCUGUCCGUAAAUUUCGAUUCGUUAUAAAACGGGGGGUAAUUAGAGAAACGAAGGGUGGAAAUAUCGCAACGUGUUGGCACUCGAUCGCAUAAUAUAAUAAUCGUGUUUUACUGCCACUGUUGUUGGCGCGUGCAUCAUAAACGUAUACAAUAGAAUCGCGAGAUUUUCGAUUCUUCAUCGAAUCAAGCGAAGAACAGACAGUCAGUCGACUGACUCUGGCUAGACGAGUUUAUUUCGUUCGAUUCUCUUCAGAUCUUCGAGCGCGGAUUUAAGUUGUCGAUAAUUUCGUCGCACGUUCGUGCGACACGGAGCAAGCUUACGACCGUACGAAUUUAGGAUUUUUAUACUUUUUUAAGUGUAAUCUAAGAUUCUUAAGACAAUUUUAGUCCGUUUCCUAGUAUCCCUGUUUCUUUUUAUCAUUCCUUCUUCUUUUGUCAUGUAUGCGUGCGGGGUGAAUGUCUAAGAGAUAUGUUGUAAAAUAUCGUGGAAGAUUCUCUUUCAACCGUGCAUGGUAUGAAUUUUAAUCUUCGUCUUAUAGAAUAAUGUCACAGAAUAAAAUUUAUAAAUUUUUACCAUAAUUAGUUUUAGAUACUUUGCGUGUUUCAUUAUGCUAGAUUCGUGGUAUUAGAAAAUUAGUUGACCGUUCAUGGCCAGGUCUCCCCAUUCUCACUUCAUACAACCUUAACUAUUUUACAUGUAAAACCAUUCUUUUUGUACUCGAUGAAAAAUAUAUGGGGUACAAUUGAAUAGAUCAAGAGAGCAGCUUAUGGCUUCGUACAAAAUUAUAACAUUACCAUGAUGUUGAAAUUGACAUAAUUUUUUCAUCGACAUCUUAACUGUCCGAAAUUUUGUACACUUUAUUCCUAAUUUAUAUUCAACGUUUACAAUGAAUCAGAGAAACAACUGUUUGUAAAUGAUAAAGAAACAGUAAAUUGAUUAAGACCUCAAGAUGCACGUUGAGAAUUGCGGACUGUGCAACGAGGAAGUUACGGAAUCCAACAGAUACGAAGUUUUCCUUAUUUAUUAAACGUCAGAGGAAAAUGAAAGGAGCGGAACGUCAGGCAGCUCGCGAGAUUGUCUUGUAAUUUAAUUGAUCAAGUGCGAACCUUUUAAGACUUAACGAUUUAUCUCAUCCUCAUCGGCAAUGAACGUCAUUGCUCACGCGUUGUGAUUUUUAUUUAUCGUAGUUAUUCGAGUCGUAGUCAGUUUCGAUCUUUAAUGCCACUUUUUUUAAACCGACUGUUGACGCACGGAUUUCUCGAUUACAAUAUUCUCUUUCUCACGGGUGUAAUCAUUUUUAAAGAUACGAAGUGUGAUGCGACAAUUAUACAGUCUGCUUGACUAUCCUGACAUAUCGAAAGAACAUCACAAUUUUCCGUCAUUUUUAUAUACAUUCCUUUUUAUUAGUCUUAAAAUAUUUGCAUUAUUGUCGCAUUUUUUAAAACUUGUCUCCACACAAUUUUCCUUCUUGCAAAAGAAGGAAAACGACCCGUGAGGCAAAUCUCGUAUUAAGAUUUUCAAUGAACAGAAGCCUACGGAAAUUUUCAAUGAAAUUUCAGCAUAUCGAAAAUUGUUCUAGGACCAAAAACAUAUUUUUUCAGAAAGCGUUUUCUUCCGGGACCCGAUUUUGAUUAAUUGCAGAAAUGUCCUGUUGCGUCCAUACAUAGCAUUCAUGAUAAUUUAAUUACUUUCAUCGGAGCUCGCAAAUCAUGGCGAUUCGUCUAUCGUUAUCCUUUCCGAAGGAUAAGGAAAUGGAGAAAUUUUAAAUUUCAAACAGUCGCUGUAUGCUCAACAUUUUUUCCAACCAGCGAUGCUCAGUAUACCGAAAUAUUAGAACAGUAUUAAUUGUGGACUGAUUCAGACAAUACUUUACUUCUAAUUUUUAUGUAAUUUUAUUAUAACGAAAAGGACGAAUCGUCAAAACUCUACAUCAUGAUUAAACUGAGGUUUCCCGUCUUAACUAUGUGUUUGUAUUCUUUAUGGAAUACAUUUCAUUAUUCACGUCAAACAAUUAAAAAAAAAAAAGAAACAGUGAUCAGGGUGUCUAUCGAUGCAUGGCCUAUCGAUCCUGAGAUAGUCUUUACAAACAUAUUUAGAAAAUCGAGCAGAUAGUUGUGAUAUUUCAAAUACUUUAUACAAGUUCUUUGAAAUCAGAAGAGAUGUGAAAAGUUGAAGAAUUUAAAGUGAAUUACGUUCUCUUAAAUCUGAAGCCUAUUGAUAAUAUGAUUAGUAAAAUUCUAAGAUUCUGAAUAAUUUAAAUAAUUUUAUAAAUGAUUUAAAUAAUUUGAUAUUAGAGGCAAACAUGAAUUAUUGUAUGUUUCUACAACGAGAGCAUUAAUAGGCACUCUGACACACGUGACAAUAAGCAUCUACAUACUAAUUAAGUAUUAAGGAGUAACUAAGGUAAAAGAGGAGAGCGUUGAAGUGUUCGCCAAAAUUCGGCUUUUUUUUAAUUAUAUUUUUAUGUUUGCGUAAUACUAGCACGUACUUGAAAUGGUUUGCGAAGAGAACGAAAAAGAAGCGGAGGAACCUGUUUGAACACUUUAAUCUUAAACAGUCUCGAUUCCGAUUCCCGAUGGACCGUGGUUGCGUCGUUUUUCUCUAGACUCUUGCACUCGUUCGUGAAUUAGAAGUGCAAUGAAAGAGAAGGCGGUAUUAUUUUUAUAUUGUACAUAACGAGUAUGAAAUUUCUUUACACGAUGUAAAAAUAAAAAUAGGAGAACUAGAUAAUGAAAAGUAUAAAAAUAAAUCUUGUAGAAGAAGAAAUUAGAAGAAUUAUAAAAAGUAAUUUACAAUAACAACAGAUGAUUAAAGAGUAUUGUGAAAUAAAAAUGCUGCAACCACGUCUAUGAUUCUUAGACAGAAAUUUUUGUCGAAACGAAUGGAAACGAUUAGAAAAGAAACAACAUGAAAAGCAGUAGCUUAGGAUCUAUUUAGAUGAGAGAGAAAGGAAACGAGAGAUCUUAUGGGACGAGCAAACUGUGACAAUAUAUUAUAUUGUAUAAUAUACUGUUGUUCAAAAUA